AAAAACAAUUGAUGCCUUUUAGAUUUUAGUAAUGUAAUAUAUUGAAGCACAACGGACGGCGUAAUUGCAUAUAUUUCGGAAAGAAAGAAAAUAUAUAAAUUUAAAAAGCGAUUACAUCCGACAUAUGGUUUAUUUAAAUUAAAAAAGAAAUAUGUAUCAAGAAUAUAUGAAUCAAUUGCAGGCGACAAUAUCGCCACUUACAUCAGAUGAACUUAAGGAUUUAAUGAAUGAUGAUGACAAAUUAGAUGAAAAAGUUGAUGAAGUUCUUGAAAUCUUGAAAGCACAAAAAGAUAGUUUACUAACUGAAAACAGAGUGAAAGCUGAAGGAAAUAUUGAAAAAGAACCAAAAAUUAUCGAAUUACGUGGUAAAGUAAGUGAAUUAUCAGAAGAAGCAAAAACCUUUUGUGAGUCAGUACAAGAAAAAUUGUCACAAAUCAAAGAAAAAUCUGGAAAUGUUAGUCAGGAAACAGCAUUAGCAUUACUACAAACAGCAGCAGCUGAAAGUGAAGAAGAUUCAGAAGCUAUAGUAAAAAAAUUUACAGACAAUGAAGUGAAUGUUGAUGCAUUCCUUGAGAGUUUCUUGGGUGCACGCAAGCAAAUGCAUUUACGCAAGUUAAAAGCGGAAAAAAUGCAAGAGUUGAUGCGCAGACAUGCACAGGGGGGUGCACAGCGAGGUUCUGCGAGUGGAAUGCCAACAUAUAAUAAUAUGCCAGGAAGUGGAUUUUAUCCAAGCAAUAAUUUACCAUAUCCAGUAGGACCAAUGAUGCCAAUGCCACCGCGUCCAUUUUAACAUAAAGGGAGUCAAAAAAACAGUUACAAAUUAUAAUACGCCGUUACGAGAAAUCUUGAAGUUGUUUACUUUAAUUUAUAAAAUUAGAAACAAAAAUCUCUCCAAUAUAUAAUUUGGUAGCAAAAAUCGUUGGAAAUUAUUUACUAUUUAUUUAUAUCGGAAAUUAAUAAUAUAAAAGAAAAUCAAAAAUAUAGUUUG
Molecule: messenger RNA, 988 nt
Organism: Teleopsis dalmanni
Lineage: Eukaryota; Metazoa; Arthropoda; Insecta; Diptera; Diopsidae
Gene: Vps37B
Product: vacuolar protein sorting-associated protein 37B
Exons: 1
Coding region: 152-790 (212 amino acids)
Biological process (GO): protein targeting to membrane; protein targeting to vacuole; ubiquitin-dependent protein catabolic process via the multivesicular body sorting pathway
Cellular component (GO): ESCRT I complex
Source: RefSeq, a predicted model, not a curated record